AUGUUAUCAACGAAUUCGUUCCACACAAAUGUACCUCCGGCCACUUAUGGCGGUGGUGUUAUAUCUGGUGGUGAAUCCUCGCAAGAUACGUCUGCAUUCUUGAACUGCAAUUUUAGGGUUCUGUCUCAGACCGUUUCCAUAACAGACAUUGAUUUUCAACAGCAAUCAUUUUCGGUAUUCACCGAGUUAUCGCUUGUGCCAAUACACCCUGAGCUGAGACAGAUAUGCUUGAAUCUUGGCGCUGAUGCAUUACUUCCUAACGAACUGCCGAAAGAUGAGAAGAAUUUGGGACGUGUUACGGUGAAUGAUGAAGAUGCCGAAUAUACGAGGCGUGAUCCUCUUGAGUUUUUGGUGCAGUGUCCAGAUCAAAGUUUGAAACGUUUAUCACAGCAAAUGUACGAUGUGCUCGAGGACUCUGAAGGUGAACUUCUCAUAAAUGUACCGGAAAGUUGUUACGAUAGUAUGGAUGAACAGAUGGUUGUUAAAGUUGGUGUUGAUGUGAAAGUGGUUAAACCAAGACAGGGUAUUCAAUUUGUUGGUUAUUUUUCAAGAGAUGGUGUUCUGGAGAAAGGUGCGCAUAUGUAUACUUUUCGGUCGAAUGUGCUCUCAAGUACGCGUCAGUGGUUACCAAGUUUAGAUGCGCCAGAUCAGUUGUGUCUUUGGAGAUUAGAAGUGACCGUUGCUUGUGGAUUUGUUGUGAUCGCCAGCGGUGAACUCAUUGAUACUGUGUAUACUGAAGAUAUGCAGUCAAAAGUUUAUCAUUAUCAGUUGUUGUUGCCAACGUCUGCGGUUAAUAUUGGUUUUGCUGUUGGGCAUUUCACACCGGUUGUUCAGCCGGAUAUGCCAGAGAUUACCAGUUUUGCACUACCGUCACUAUCGAAUCUCGUCAAACAUACUGCGUCAACGGUUGAUCGUGUCUUCGAAUUUUUUGAGGAAUUGCUCUCGUGUCGUUUCCCAUAUUCAUCUUAUAAACAAGUCUUUGUUGAUAAAGCAUCCGAUUCGCUGACAACAUUCUCGGGCAUAUCGAUUUUGUCAGUGAAUAUUUUGUACCACAAAAAGAUCCUGGAUACAGUUCAGGAAACUCGAUCACUUCUAGCACUGGCGAUAGCACAGCAAUUUUUUGGUUGCUUUGUCAACGCUGCAAAUUGGUUAGAUACGUGGUUGAUGAAAUCGCUUGCAAGUUUCAUAACGGGUCUGUUCAUCGAACGCUAUUUUGGAAUGUCUGAAUAUUUGUUCCAAAUAAAAAAGAUACUGAAUGCUGUAUGUGAAUAUGAAAGUCACUGGGGUCAAAUUGUGUUGAGACCAAUGAAAAGCGAUUGUAAAGUCAAGUUGCACACGCAGAACAGCUCAUUUCAGCAAGAACUGCAUUUUGAUGCUCGUAACUCAUUCACGUGUUCACCGUUAUAUUCGGAUAUGCUCUUCAAGAAGGGACAUUUUAUAAUUCGAAUGUUGAAGAAAAGACUUGGGAAGGAGCCAUUUUUUCAAGUAGUGCAGAAGAUUCUGAGUGUAUCGAUGCAGUUCAGUCAGAAACAGAAGGAACCAAUCAAUUGGCAGCAUAUGACUGUAUCAACGGAAUCCUUCUUUCGUACGGUAUCAAACGUUACCGGGCAAGAACUGCCCACUUUUCUUGAACAAUGGAUAUAUGGUGGAGGUCAUGCGAAUUUUCAGGUUCAGUACGCAUUCAAUCGAAAAAGAAAUAUGAUCGAAUUGGAAAUAAGACAAGAUCCUACUGUCAACACUGGUCGUCAGAGUUACGUUGGCCCAGUGACAGUGGUUGUACAAGAAUUGGACGGUUCAUUCACGCAUACCAUUCAGAUCGACAGUGAUCAGUCAAAGCAUGAUCUACAGUGUCAUUCUAAGGCUAGCGUUUUGGCUGUUCACCUUUCAUUACUCUUCUUUGGUCGUCGACAGAAAAAGAAGAAAAUUCCUCUGUCGUCAGGAGAGGAACUAGAGAUCGAUUUGACAAAUAUGGAUCCUGAUUCGCCGGUACUUUGGAUCAGGAUCGAUCCGGAUCUUCUGUUGGUACGUAAAAUAAAUAUUCGUCAACCAGUCUAUCAGUGGCAAUAUAUGCUGAAAUAUGAACGAAAUAUACUCGCACAGCUGCAUGCACUCGACAUUCUUCAGCGUUUCCCUAGUCCACAAGUACGAACGUUCCUUUUGGAGACUGUUGAAAAUGAAAAUUUCUUUUACAGAGUACGAUGUCGAGCGGCAUUCUCACUUACUGAAGUUGUGAAUAAAUUGCCUGAAACAUGGCUUGGGCCUCCAGCAUUAUUGUCACUUUUCAAGAAAUUGUUCGGAUGUAAAUCAGCAUCUCAUAUACCAAAACCGAACAGCUUUGUCGUCACAUCAACUAAUCUUCAACUGUAUUUUCUUAUGAAUGCUUUACCUCAAGCGUUGGCUCGUCUGAGAACACCUUCAAAUGCGUCGCUCUCAGAAAUCCAUCGUUUCAUUAUCGGACUCAUCAAGUACAACGACAAUUCUACGAACAGAUAUGCGGAUGACCAUUAUCGUGCAUCACUCAUAAAUGCACUGGCAGCUACGAUAGUACCGGCGGAUAAUCUCGAUGAUAACAUGACACCAGAUACACUGAAUUCAGAUAUGAGGGAGAAGUUAGGUGAAUUCACACACGCGCUUGAUAUGGACACUUUGAAGCCGACGUUCGGACAUGUCGUUGGUAUUAGUGCUUUACAGGCGAUUUAUCAAUUGCAAUGCUACGCGCAUAUACCGCUCGAUCCGAAAAUAUUUUGGUUAUUUGCUCAACCAAAAAUCUAUACUCCGAUGCGUAAAGCGGCAAUAAUGUAUUUGAUCGAUAUGGUUCAUCGAUCGAAGCUAUCGUUGGUGGUUGAGGAUGUGCUGAAUCGCUUGAUCGACAUGAGUGUUGACGAUGAUGAGCCAUCGAUACGUUAUCACAUACCACGACAACUUUGCAUACGACCACCUUUCUUUGCUCCACUCAGCUCAGAAAGUGCUCCUUCAAAUCCGGUUAACAGCAAAGAGCUGGCCACUAAAUUGUGGAACAUAAUUGUCAAUGCAAAAACAGAAUCUCGUCUUCGAGGACAUUUUGUCGAUUUGUGGUAUGUACUGUAUGGCAGUAACGUUCCGAAUAUACUUCUAUCCACAUUACCUCAAAUCGAAUCGGCAGUCGAAAAAAAUGAUAACAGCAAUAGUCGUAUGAAUUUGAUGAACAAUAAUAAAAGCAACGAAGAUAAACCAGUGGAUGUAUUCUCGGAAAUGAUGUGGCAUAAUACUAUGAUGGAUUUAACUGAGCCUGACUCACCAAUCAAUCGAGUUGCAAACGAGAUGAAUGAUGAUAUGUUACAAUAA
Anisakis simplex (herring worm) is the source of this 3324-nucleotide messenger RNA. The record is from the annotation of a GenBank genome assembly. Lineage: Eukaryota; Metazoa; Nematoda; Chromadorea; Rhabditida; Anisakidae.